UAUGGACUGAACAGGAGGCCCAAACUCCUGGGAAUGUCAAAGGUUUGAGAGGGCGUGAAAGUCUUGGACAUGAGCUGGUCAGAGCCCUACAGCCAGGUGAUAGGAUUGCAAUUUUGGCAUUAGCAGAGCAAUGGGGAUGGGAGAAUCACGUCUAUAACGCCUCUAUCGAUAUUUAUUAUUCUGUAUAGUCAUGAACGUUCAGUGUCAGCGCUGUGUAUGAAUGGUCUCUACACUACUUACGAAUGCAUGAUUAUCCAUUCGGAAUUGAUUCGGAAUCUUACACUACCUGUUUCCCCUACUCACCCUCACCACACAUUCAAAUGCCUCGGUCUGUUCGCCACACACCCAGCGAAGGAGAUGUCCGAAUCGUCCGGCAUCUCCUCCGAACUUUUCUUCCGCUAGAGCUCGUAGAUGUUAUUAUUGCGGAUGCUGAAUACUGGCUUUGUAUUCACGUUGAACGUUCUAAACAAAUACGGGUGGACGCAAGGAUAGCUCUUGGUCAGGGAUUCAAAUUGGCUUGGUGUUAUCUUGUUUCGCCACCGAUACCGGAAACUUUAAGUUCUGUAGGACAGGGCUUGGGACAGAGGAGAGUGCGGAAAGUGCAGUUGAAGGUGCAAGGUCACGAUCUAGUCUGGGCAACUAAUCUAAGCCCAUCGUCCUGGUACGAAGCCACCAUCAUCAAGGCAUCCCGCCAACCCGGCCUGCUUUGGCUCCCCGCUGCGUUGCGGGGACCUGUCGAUCCAGCGAGUCACCUAGCCAGACCACACUUUAAUCAAGUCUUCGCAGGCUUCACUCGUUGGCACAUUGCCUCAAACAAACUUGGUAAUCGAACAAAGCAAGAUCAUUCAGUCGUUUGGACUGAAGAGGAGGUGCAAGGGCCUCGAGACGCUGGAAGUAUCAAAGGACGUGAGGGCUUCGGCCAUGAGCUGGUCAGAGCGUUGCAACCUGGUGAUAGGAUUGCUAUUUUGGCGUUAGCGCAGCAAUGGGGAUGGGAGAAUCAUGUAUAUAGCGCCUCCAUCACCAUUCAUUAUUCUGUAUAAAGUUCUGGAAUAUGUAGCACUACUGAGACGUCCAAGAAAUUUCUGACAGACGAAAAAUUUUUGACCAUUUAUCUUUGUUGGGUAGGUUUUCUCCGAGUUUGUAUACCCCGAAAUUAGGAGACAGGCGAGUUCUGAGAGAAUGGUUAAGGCAGGAGCAAAGGAGGGGGAUAGAUACUUUU
Lentinula edodes (shiitake mushroom) is the source of this 1219-nucleotide messenger RNA. RefSeq lists its product as uncharacterized. The record is from RefSeq and is a predicted model, not a curated record. Bases 243 to 1040 code for a protein of 265 amino acids. The transcript has 5 exons. Lineage: Eukaryota; Fungi; Basidiomycota; Agaricomycetes; Agaricales; Omphalotaceae.